GCACCAUAUCCAUGUCAAUGUCCAUUUGGAUUAUGCUUUCUUUACUAGAAAACCAGUUUGAUUUCAUCUCUUCAUCUCUUUCUCUCAAGAUCCAAGUAGAAUUGGAAGGGAGGUGGUGUUUGUAGCCAUGGCGGCAACCUUUGCUACGUCUUUUUUGGUUCCCUCUGCUCCCAAACGGAAGGUUAGCAAUCCAAGAAGGGUCUCGUCUUCCAAAUCGAGCUCUUUCCUUUCUGGUUCCAUUUCCUUUUUGCCUGGCAUCUCUUUGGAGCUUCAAAGUUUGUUGCUUUCCAGGAAGCCAUUGCGAGUAAAGGCCACAACCUUGCAAGAAGAAGAUGAAAAAGGUGGCCGUGGCAGAUUCUUUCUCCUGCAAAAGACCUCUUCUAUUGAUCAGGAAGAAGCAAUUGAUUCUGGUGUAUCAACAAGCACACCAAGCAGGGCGGAGAGUUGGAUUAUUAAGUUUGAACAGACGUUUAAUAUUGCUUUAACUGAGUCAAUGAUCACAAUACUAGAUGCAUUCUACCACGAUCGACAUUACGCAAGAUUUUAUGUGUUGGAAACAAUAGCUAGAGUACCCUACUUUUCCUUCAUAUCUGUGCUUCACUUGUAUGAGAGUUUGGGUUGGUGGAGAAGAGCUGAUUAUCUGAAAGUGCAUUUUGCUGAGAGUUGGAACGAGAUGCAUCAUCUUCUAAUCAUGGAGGAACUGGGGGGAAAUUCUUUUUGGUUGGAUCGCUUCCUUGCGCAGAGCAUUGCUGUUGGUUACUAUUUUAUGACAGUCUUCAUGUAUAUGCUGAGCCCAAGAAUGGCCUAUCAUUUUUCUGAAUGUGUUGAGAAACAUGCAUUCUCAACUUAUGACAAGUUUUUAAAACUGAAGGAAGAAGAGUUGAAAAAAUUGCCCGCUCCGGAGGCUGCUAUCAAGUACUACAUGAGUGAAGAUUUGUAUCUUUUUGAUGAAUUUCAAACGGCAAGAGCACCACGCACUCGGAGGCCGAAAAUAGAAAAUUUGUAUGAUGCGUUUGUCAACAUCCGGGACGACGAAGCAGAGCAUUGCAAAACAAUGAAGGCCUGCCAAACACCCGGAAGCCUUCGCUCCCCUCACUCGAACAUGAACAUGAACAUGAACGCAGAGGCUGAUGAGGAUGAACCGGAGUCCGGAUCUUCAACUCCGGAAGCUGAUUGUGAAGGUAUAAUAUAGACCGCAUGAAGAAAUCUGAUAUGGCCAGUGGCCCGGAUGAGGAAAAGAAGCCCAAUUGGACUGAAGAUUAUGUUAUGUGAAGGCUGUUUACUUAAUUCUGUAGAUAUUUAAUUUGCUUUUGAACUGGUCAAUGAUGUCUAACAGUAAACAUCAGUGACGUGCAACCUCCUCAAUGUUAGUGGGAAGUUGUUAGUGUACAAAGCUUUGUAUAUAGUUUCGGUAUAAUACCCUAAUUGGUUCUUCUA
Dioscorea cayenensis subsp. rotundata (Guinea yam) is the source of this 1437-nucleotide messenger RNA. RefSeq names its product ubiquinol oxidase 4, chloroplastic/chromoplastic-like. Lineage: Eukaryota; Viridiplantae; Streptophyta; Magnoliopsida; Dioscoreales; Dioscoreaceae. Bases 128 to 1192 code for a protein of 354 amino acids. Gene Ontology annotation, biological process: alternative respiration. The record is from RefSeq and is a predicted model, not a curated record. Gene Ontology annotation, molecular function: alternative oxidase activity. Gene Ontology annotation, cellular component: thylakoid; mitochondrion. The transcript has 9 exons.